Molecule: messenger RNA, 1057 nt
Organism: Anastrepha obliqua
Lineage: Eukaryota; Metazoa; Arthropoda; Insecta; Diptera; Tephritidae
Exons: 2
Coding region: 8-1057 (349 amino acids)
Source: RefSeq, a predicted model, not a curated record
CCCGAGCAUGAUGCGUUCCGGUAGUCCACUUGCACGCCCCACCAGUCCGGCGGUCUCUGAGAUUUCAGUAGGCUCUCCGAGCCCGCCGCUGGUCACAGCAACGCAAAAUCUAAGUCAACACAACAGCCUGACCGCCUUUCAGCCGUUGAGUAUGAAGCGCGCGCGAUUGUCAGACGGCCGCGUCUUCGGCGCAGUGCCAACAGUAGAAUGCACUGUUUCACUAGCCAACCGCCAACAACCACAACCUCCACAAUGCCGCAAGUCGAGCGCGGAGCGUGUGAAAAGCUUUUCCAUUGCCGACAUUUUGGGUAAAGGUGAUGCCGCCACCACUGGUUCACCAUCACCACAAUCAACUUCACCGCGAUCGCUGACUCUACCUCAACUACCAGAAACGCUUUUACAGUCCAGUGGUGCGGCCAGCGUUGAAUUACCCAUACUGCCGCUUCUGCCACGUCCACAACUCGCAACCCCAGCCACGCAGUUAUCUUCAGAAGCUCUAACCGAUCGCCUAGCAAACACUGCAGUACCCCUGGUUAUGCCAUCUUCGCAGCUGUUGCUCGACGUGCAUGGUUUUCCAAAGUCUUCGGCGCACGCUUGGCAAGCAAUGCGUGGCGCCGCUACUGCGCUGCCCUUGCGCCCCUUUUUACCGCCCGCUCUCCUGCACUAUGAACAACGUCUCGCUUGGGACUAUCAGCGCCAAUUACAAGAACACUUUCAGGCGCAGGCACAACUUUUGCGUCAAAUGAGUAUGGAUCCGUCGAUUAUUCCAUCUGAAGAUGGCUCGGAACGUUCACAUUCCAGUUCAACGGGCAGUGAAUGCUGCUCACCAGGGCUGAGCGGUGCACCGACGAGUGCAGAUGGGGCGGCAACGGCCGGUUGUGAUGAUAAACCAGGCGAAAAUGAUGCGCGAAAGUGUAAAGAUGCUACUAAUGGAAAGUCAAAAAAAGGAGCCAGUGAUACACCGCUGGAUGCGCUCUUCCAGCUAUCGACUAAAAAUUUUGAUGACGGUUCAGAACACGAUUUAAUUUACACGGCUGCCUCGGCUGGCCGUUCGUGA